GGGUUCUCCACUAUUCAGUCGCUCAAACUUUUGUGAAAUCUUUUUUAGCCAUUCAUUUGUGUAUUACUUGAGAGAAACCAACGUUUCAAUUGGUUUUACCUUCAGUUUUGACGACACAAAACAAUUGGCCUCUAAUUUGAGGCAACACUUUAUGACAACACUUUUUGUGCGCAUUUUUGCCAUCAAAACAAUUAUUUGUUGUGUUUUUGUAUUGAAAUGAUCGCAAACUUUGCACUCAAUUUGUUGGGCUGUAAAACACUUGUGUUGUCUCUCAGUCUGUGUUGAGUUUUUUGAUGAUUUCAUGACUUAUUAUUACUUAUUAUUAUUUCUAAAAAGUACUUAAAAGUAUCGAUGAUAUGGUUUACAUGUAUUGACUCUUUUGGUAUCAAUUGUUAUGAAUAAUGAGUUUUUCAGUACAACUGACGACUCCCUCAGGAUAUGAUGCCCUCAGAUAUGCACUUCAGUCUCAAUUGGGCCGCAAAAUGAUGACAUCGUCCACUUUGGUCGAGACGGUGUCCAUCAACUACGAGGACUUCACCGAAGGCUUCCUCACGUGUGGCACUUGUCUAUACACUUACGACGCGGGAGAGCACACACCGAAACUGCUUCCCUGUUCGCACACCAUAUGCCGCAUAUGUCUGGAGCGCAUUACUGUGGCCGCAGGUCUUCGCGACCAAACCGGUAACUUUCGGUGUCCGAUAUGCCGCGAGUCGAUUACAGUUCCGCGCGGCGGUGUCGUCGCCUUUCCGCCGUCCUUUCUGGUCAACCAAUUGCUGGAUCUAAUGACUCGUCAGCGGCGGGAAGUGAUCCCCAAGUGCUCGAGUCAUGUCUCCCAAGAGCUGCUCUUUUGCGAGACAUGUGAUUGUGUCUUCUGCAGCGUCUGCACCAAUGGUUCGCACGGAUCCAACGAUUCUAACGACUCGUCUGACUCGGGAAUGCAUGGAAAUAACUGCGAACACACGGUGAUCCCAUUCUCCAUAGCAAUCAAGCGUUUGAGUGAAAUAUUGUUAUACAAAGCGCACCAAACCAUUCAGAAGUUGAACGAAGCGGCGGAUAAUGUGUUGAAUGAAAUGCGAAAACUGGACCAAAACUCGGAACACGCUUUUGAAGACAUUAACCGCACGUUUCAGGAGAUCAUUAAUGUGGUCGACAGAAGGCGUCAAGAAUUGCUUAGUUAUGCCAAAAAGAUUAGAGAAGACAAGAGAAAUGUAUUGACAGAACAGUUGAAUAUAAUAGAGACGGAAAAGGCAAAAGUGGAGACCGAGUGCUGUGGACUCGAAUACCAGGUGGAGGUCCGCAAUAUCAGCAAAAAGAUCUCAGACCUGAACCAAAAGUUGGAUUCAGUGAAUACAUUACACGAGCCGCGGGAGAACUGUUUCAUCCGUUACGAGCACUUGCAUAACACAGCCGUCAAUGACAUCCAGGAAUGUGUGAACAAUUUCGGAACCAUAAGGACCAGCAAAACGUUUCCCUCCCUUUGCACCGCAACUGUUAGCAAAUGUUCGGCUAAUUUGCAUUCAAUCGCUCACAUCAUCGCUUAUGACUACAACGGUAUGCGCCAGAAGUUUGGCGGCGAUCCGGUCAGCGCCGAACUCAAACACAUUGCCGACGGAUCCAGUGUUAGCACAAGAAUCGUCGACAACAGGGACGGCACAUAUGAGGUCCACUUUACGCCUCAGAAACACGGCGUCUAUAGCCUUAAGAUUGCGAUAUUUGGGCGCCCUAUCAAAGACUUCCCGCUCGAGUUGAUGGCUUCGGAGCACAUCAACCCGCUAUGCAUUUACGGCUGUCGCGGAUCAGAUUUGCACCAAUUUAUACAACCGGUUGGUCUGGCGAUCGGCCAAAACGAUGGACAAGUUUACGUGUUGGACACCGGGAACGGAAGAAUCAAAAUUUUGUUGCAAAACAAUUGCAAUAAUUCUCCCUUUAGUUUUGUGAAACAUAUCGAAGGCCACGGUUUAGACAACAGAGCGGGCACUGGCAUCGCGUUGACCGCCAGUUCUGAGACACUUCUAGUCAGCAAUUGGCGCAAUAGGAAUAUCACUGAAAUCACACUCGAAGGCCAGUUUGUUAGACACUUCGGUCACCGAGACUUCAUUGAGCCCACGUGUCUGGCAGUGAACACGAAAGGCGAGAUAGUGGUGGCCGACAACGGGGCGCACUCUGUCUUUCUCUUCCAUCCCGUCGGCAAACUUAACACCAAAAUAGUGGGCAUUCCGUCGAAAGCGAGUAACAGUCCAAAGGGUGAGCCAUUAGGAGUGAUCGGCGCCGUCUGUUUUGAUCCGACGGGCAAUAUAUUGAUCGCCGACUCCCGUAUCUUAGUGUUUGACUCUAGCGGUCAAUUCAAGCGCGAGAUCUACUCCGAGGGCAAAAAUCGAGGACAAUAUUACGGCAUAACAGUUGACAACAACAACAAUCUAUUGGCCACUAGAGUGGAGAAAACCAAGAGUUUUAUCCAAGUGUUUGACUUAAACUCCGGUCAAUUGAAGUUCUGUAUUGACAGCAGUGACGCUAAACUCAAACGACCGACAAGUUUAGUGACCACUAAUGAUAAUCACGUGAUUGUUGUCGAUCUGGGAAACGAUUGCAUUAAAAAGUAUCGAUACUUUUAAUGUGUCCUUAAACUCCUUUUUUCUAUUAAUUUUCAAAGCGUUUCUUAUUAUUACUCUAUUAUUUAAAUCAAAGCUUAAACACAAACCAAUCAAUCAUUCCGUUCAGCAGUUUUACUGAACACUUCAAUCAUACGAAUAGUCUUUCAUAUAUAAAAUGUUUUUUAUAAUUUGUUUUGUUGUCUAUUCAUUGAAAAUAUAUUCUUAAAGCAAUUGAAUGAAUACUUUUUAAAUACAAACCCUUUUAUCUGUAAUAUUUAUGAAACCAAAUCUUUUAAAACAAUUUAAAAAAUACUCUGAUUUAUACAAAAAAGAAAACAGUUUCUUAAAAGAUAUGGAUUGCAGGAAAAUAUGUUCUUAUAAUUUGAUUCAAAUAUAAGUCACAUUUAUAAACCAAUUCUUGAAUGACUGGUUCGUGAAAAUCGGCAGAAAAUUUAUAGAAAAAAAGGUAAAAACGAAAUAUUUUGAUUCAAAAAAGUGAAUAUUUGUUUAUAAGAAACACAGUUUUUUUGUUAAUCGAUUGUAAUGUCCAUAAAAGCCAUUAUUUCCAGUUAUGCCGUAAAUUUAUCGAAAAAAUUAAAAUUCAUUUUCCUGUUAAUCAACCGCUAGUCAAACGUCAAUUACUAUUGAAGUUUUGCAUUUAUAUUAAUGAAAACCAUUUGUAUACCAAUUAUAUUACUUCAGUACUUAUACUUCUCAACACAAACUAUUUCUUAUGUUUUUUGAACUCUAUUUUUAAAGUAAAACUUCUUUAAACUUCAUUUACUUAUGUUUUAUUGAAUAAAAUCUUGAGUUUUAUUAUUAUAAUUAGUGUUAAGCGAAGACCGAAAUUAUAAGUUAUAUUACAGUAGAAGAGGACUGACUGUAAAUAUAUCUGUGAUUUAAUGUACGAACGAAUAAUC
Messenger RNA from Medioppia subpectinata, 3511 nucleotides. The record is from the annotation of a GenBank genome assembly. Lineage: Eukaryota; Metazoa; Arthropoda; Arachnida; Sarcoptiformes; Oppiidae.